AGCCGACUGCAGAUUAAAACAAUGAGAAAAAAAUACGAUUCGAAGAAGUUAUGACGCGGCUGCUUUGUUACAGGUUCAAGGAUAUGGAGGCUUUGGUCCGCAACCUGGACCCGCCCCGCUACACGCGCGCCUGCGCCUACUGCACCGCGCGCGUUUCCGAACAUGCCUACAAGCAACACCUGGUCGCGCUGCACUCCGACUGUCUGUUCCACUGCGACGAAUGCGACACCUACGUCGACAGGAAGGAGUUCAUCCUGCACAUGUCAACACACGCGGCCGAGUACGCCGCCAAACAGGAGAAAAAGCCCGUCAUGAGAGCCAAAAUGCUGUUGAACAACAAAACCGACAGAAGAGACGAGAACGAAAACGACGAAAGAAGAAAAUGCAACAGAAGGACCGCUAAAAUCGCUGACAGAUCGCAAGUCGACGACGAACCCAGCCCUGCCCCGCGAUACGUGGACGAGUUCUCCGACCACAGCGACGCGGAGAACGGAUUCGAACCCCUCCCGGAGUCCGUGUUCGAAGCGAUAGAGGACUCUCAAGAUAGUCGACCGCCGGAAUCGAUCGCGCCGACGGUCGACUUCGAACCGACUAAAGAACCCGGGGAGGUUAAAAAAACGCUCAAGACGAAGAAAUGCCUCAUAUGCGGGCGAGAGUUCGCCGCGCGCUCCAGCUACUUCUACCACAUGAAGCAUUUCCAUGCACAGACUCGCGAACACGAGUGCACCGUCUGCCGGAAGAGAUUCGGCACCAAAGCUACACUCGCCGAGCACGAACACAUCCAUAGCGGGGCGAGGCCGUACGCCUGCGAACGAUGCGGCAAACAGUUCGGUUCGCGCGCGAGCUUAUACAUUCACGAACAAACGCACGGCGGCGUGAAGCGAUGGAAGUGUACACAGUGUCCGCGCGCGUUUCGUUGGCGAACUCAACUCGCCCGUCAUGCUAGUAGACACGCGGCGAGACGCGACCACGAGUGCGGAAAAUGCGAUCGAAGUUUCAACGUGCACGCGGAUUUGUUGCGACACGCGCGCACGCACGAGAAGCAGGACCACGUUUGCGAACGAUGCGGGCUGCAUUUCGCGCAGCUGCGCUAUUUGAAAGUGCACACGCGGAAUAAACAUGCGGAAGAGGAAGAUACGAGUGGUGCAGCCGAACAGAAUAGGGGUGAUGACGGGGUACAGUGAACGAAAUUCUGUUUAGUCCGUCAGUUAGAUGAUCGAAAAAUAAUGGACA
Molecule: messenger RNA, 1233 nt
Organism: Chilo suppressalis (striped riceborer)
Lineage: Eukaryota; Metazoa; Arthropoda; Insecta; Lepidoptera; Crambidae
Source: the annotation of a GenBank genome assembly